UGGUUGGUUGGGCCAAUUGUCUUCUAAAACCACUUGAAUYGGUCGUUCAUCAAUCAGCUAGGCUCUUGACUGUCACUGUUAAUGACUCGAGACCUCUUAAGCCAAACUGCUCGUCAAGAAAUGAAUUCACCAAUGGCUUUUCGCCGCAUUAGCAUGUCAUUAGCGAGACAUCUGUAGUCACUUAAGCCAAUCAACUUGUCAUCAUCCCGAGUUUGAUUGAGGAAAACCUCAAGAAUGAUUAGCAAUAGGAAAGAACAGCACACGAUGGUAUAACACUUCCUUGCAGCGCGAUUCUCUCAGCGUCGUGUUUUCGUGUUUGCGUCGUUCUACAGCGGUAUCGAUUUCUUUAUGUUUGUCAAACUUGUGGUGUAUUUCACUCACUUAUCUGAAUCCCAACAUGUCAAUCAAUUACUUGUUAUGGAAAUCUGUCGCAUGGGUAUACCAUUCCAAGUUUGCCACAAACUCAACACGCCGUCAUUAGAGUAUGUCCCAGUCAGUAAAAGCCGUUUUACUCUGGAAACAAGAUCCGGACGAAAUCGAUAAGCUCUAGAUAAAUUCGCUUAGCAUUUUCACGUUGUCUUAUCGAGUCCUGCUAAAAGGGGCGUGUUGUGAACCAGCCAAAGGCGUUCAAAGCAUUCUAUCGAUCAUUAAGAGAUAACUGAGCAAGUCGGAGAUUCGACAACAUUUUCAAAAGCUCGGCUUCGCUCCAGAGCCUGAACGACAAGGACGAUUGUAGCUCAACAUUAAGGCGAGUAAUUGCUGAAUUGUAUACCGUUUGGCCAAUUGAAAAAGGCUAAACAUGAACACAUUAAGGUUGACAACGUGUCUCGGGCUAAUUGAUAGGGUCGGUUAGCCAAUCACGAGAGGGUUUUAUCGUUUUUUCCCGGUUGUUUGUAAAGAUGUAGGCGGGGAAGUGCAUUUUCUCUUUCUCACGGUUCCAUUAGACACAAAGGUCGACCAAUCAUAGUACAGUUCUUCCUUGUCAAACGCUUAACAAGUUUGACAUUUUUAUUCGCGAUCAUUAUCAUCGACUUAAAACGUCGCCACUUAUGCCGUGAGCACAGUGAGACUUACACAAGCGGCUUUGUUUGCCUUUCUUAGACUCCUGAAAUUGCUCCAUCAUUGGAAUAUUGGAAAACGUUCGGCACUUAUUAAAUCAAGACGAAAUCUGCCAACCAUGGAUGAUAAACCUCGAUUGAAUCCGUUUUCGAUCUCAAAUAUUUUGGGCUCCAAAAGCUCGCGAGAUAGCGAGAACAGGGAAGUUACAACUACGAGUGAAAAUGAGCGCGGAGAUAAGAGCMUUAUUGAGGUAGACGACAAGGGUUCAGUAGGGGGGAAGCAAACGUCUUAUGGAGCUUUACAACACGAUGGAAAGACUCCUGGGGAUAUAUAUGAYUGGGAAGAUGAAUCCACGGUACACAGUCCAGAAAAAAACGACUUUGACAGACACUCAGACAAAGAUAUCCAGCUCUCUGAUGAUAAAAAAGACGACAGCAAAAAACGAAGGAAAAAGAAGACCAGAACAGUUUUUUCUCGAAGCCAAGUCUACCAACUCGAAUCGACCUUCGACAUGAAAAGAUAUCUGUCUUCAUCGGAGCGAGCUGGCCUAGCAGCGCAGUUACAUCUCACAGAAACACAAGUCAAGAUCUGGUUUCAAAACAGACGAAACAAAUGGAAACGUCAAAUUGCUGCAGAGAUGGAAGCUGCAACUCUAGCGCAGGCAAAUCAACAUCGUAUGGUUAGAGUUCCAAUAUUGUAUCACGAACAGGGUCGAUCAGACCAUCCUCAUACACCUUACCCGUUUUACCAACAUCCAUACGUUAGUCUACAGUAUGCUCCAAGCUUCCCUCAUCUCUUUGCACAUCCUUUAAGACCUUCUAUGAGUUCUUUGGUAUAGGAAAUUGCUAUGCAAAGUACAAUGAAUUUCGCGCCGGCCAGGUGGCAAAUGGCAGCAAGCAAACAGUCUAUACCUCCAAGAGUGUAGAGUUUGUCAGAUCUGGUGGUACUAAAGUGUUCUUUUGAACCUUAACUGCACUCUGGAACAGUUUGUCAGCUGUGCUGUGGUCCAAUGAAACAUUGAAGUAUAAGGUUUAUUCAUCUGGACUGCAUCCCUUCUAAGGUGACAUUCAACUUGCAAAAAAAGUACAUUUAAUGUUGUAUAUAGAARGAACUGAAUUUUAUGUCUUCAAGUCGUUGAUUUUAUUCUGAGGACAAAAGACAAAGUCAAAAAUGUAUAUAGGUUAAUCUCUAAACGAUGUGAUAGUCUUUGCCUGGUUUACAGUAUGUUUACUGUUGAUAUUAACACCUAUUUAUUCAAUCCRAAAAUUGAUUAAGUUUUUACUCUGUUAUAUACCAUGUACUAUGCUGUUAUACCUACUUCAUACGACUCAUGUGAAUCGGGUUGCAAGGACAAAUAUGACCUGCUAUUAUAAAUAGCAAUUCAUCAUGAAAUGCUAGAAAUUAUUAGUAACUUUAGCUGGGGAAUUCAUUGGGGGAGAAAAAUUGUGAAAAAUUACACAUUGAUAUAGAUUUUUUAAUAAAUAAUUUCAACUAUA
Exaiptasia diaphana is the source of this 2555-nucleotide messenger RNA. Its product is annotated as homeobox protein HMX3. Lineage: Eukaryota; Metazoa; Cnidaria; Anthozoa; Actiniaria; Aiptasiidae. Bases 1178 to 1897 code for a protein of 239 amino acids. Gene Ontology annotation, biological process: regulation of transcription by RNA polymerase II. The record is from RefSeq and is a predicted model, not a curated record. Gene Ontology annotation, molecular function: RNA polymerase II transcription regulatory region sequence-specific DNA binding; DNA-binding transcription factor activity, RNA polymerase II-specific. The transcript has 2 exons. Gene Ontology annotation, cellular component: nucleus.